Dermacentor andersoni is the source of this 2030-nucleotide messenger RNA. RefSeq names its product tRNA (uracil-5-)-methyltransferase homolog B-like. NCBI's taxonomy places the organism in Eukaryota, Metazoa, Arthropoda, Arachnida, Ixodida, Ixodidae. Gene Ontology annotation, biological process: RNA processing. Gene Ontology annotation, molecular function: RNA methyltransferase activity; RNA binding. The record is from RefSeq and is a predicted model, not a curated record.
UUUCUCAAUGACCGUAGUCUAGUACACUCUAGUGUUUGGGUAUCGGGUGCGUGUUUUCGCCUGCUACCGUCUGCUCGUGCUCGGCCGUCGAGUUUAGAAUGUGCACUCAACUGUAGCUUCGCGCCAGCAUCUUGACGAGCAUGAACUCCUUGAAUAGGCUGUCCGUUCUUAUGAGGGCAGUCGGUGAGCUUUCUUGCGGGAAGACACACACGCGGUUGCACGUAGAGCGUUGGCUUCGCACGGCGGCGCGAAGAGUGGUUCCUCUGUUCGAUGACAGCAAUGCUGUGCCGCCGAGUGAACCACCCACUCAGCCAAAACAGCAGAAGGCUCCGGCUGCUCCAGUGGUUUCUUCUACAAAGGAGAGAGAUUUGCAGGAGAAAGCCAAGGAAAACAAGGAAGCUCGCCUGAGGAAGCUGCGUGAGAAGUUUCGAAUUGAUGAGGGCAACAAAUACGACAAGCUGGCUUAUUCUGUGACGCCACUGUGGAAACAUCCUUACAGGAAACAGCUGAUGUUUAAGUACCAGGACGUGAGCAGGCACCUCCGGCGUCUGGGCCAACAGCUGCGCAAAGUUGAGGUCUCAUUUCCCGAGGACCCCAACGGCCUGCCCUGCCCCGUGCGUCCCGUGCUACCCUCGCCCAUAAUAGAAGGCUACCGCAACAAGGACGAAUUCUCUAUCCGUCGAGGGCCCAGUGGCGAGCCCAAGACUGUGGGCUUCCUUGUUGGCAGCCCUGGUGAUCUGGAGCAGGUGGUGUGCGUCAGCCCCGAGCACAUCGUUGUAUGCAAAGAUAGCCACAAGCGAGUAGCCAAGUCAUUUCAGGAGUACAUUCAGCGUUCCCCACUGCCCGGCUGCUAUGAGACCAACUUCCAGGGCUACUGGAAGCACCUGGUUGUGCGUUCCAACUCUGCCGGACAGCUCAUGGCCAUCGUCGUCAUGCAUCCACAGCAGCUGACACCUGAGGAGCUGUCACGAGAGAAGGAAGGUCUGGUGGAGCACUUUGUCCAUGGCCCGGUUAGGGAGUGCAACCUGUCAUCCCUCUACUUCCAGGCCUGCCGCCACAGCCGGUGCACGCAUGCCCAGGCACCCUUUGAGCUGCUGCAUGGCCUGCCGCACCUGGAGGAGACACUGGGCAACCUGCGCUUCCGCAUCUCUCCCGAGUCCUUCUUUCAGGUGAAUAGCCCAGUGGCAGCGUACUUGUAUGAUGCUGUGCGGCAGCUGCUCCACCCAAAGCCUCAAGGCACCCUGCUGGACAUUUGCUGUGGAACAGGCACAAUUGGGCUGAGCAUGGCUCGUCAACUGCACUCGGUGUUUGGCAUGGAUGCCUCUGCGCAAGCUAUCGAGGAUGCCGCUUACAACGCGCAACUAAAUGGCAUUAGCAAUGUGCAGUACCAGGUGGGCCGUGCUGAGCUGCUGCUGCCCGAGAUGCGCCACCUGUUUGUUGCCGAGGAGCUUUGUGCCGUCGUCAACCCAGGUCGGGCAGGCCUGAACAGCGCUCUGCUGGCUCCAAGAAGUUUUUCUCGUGAAGUUAUAGAUAGGCUGCAUCAAAUGACACCAAUGGUGGCCUUGCAGUCUGACUCCAAAUGAGUUUCGAGUCGCAGUCCAAAUGAGUCUGACUCCGCAACUGAAGAGGCUGAACUACCGCCUACCACAACAAGCUUAAAUGCAGACAUCAUUGAUGACCUGCCGCCGUUAGAUAUGAAGCCUUUGCAGACGUCAAAAGAGCAGUUUUGCUGUGUGUCGAACUGAUUGGUGUCGAAAUGAUUGAACAAGUUCUCCUACCAUCAAGCAGCAACUCUGACUCGGAUGAUAAUGACGUGCUGUGUGCUCCGGAGCCCUCCACAGGCGAAUCUGACUCGAGCCUUUGCAGUUGCAGUCCUUGCAUCGGCCUACAGCGAAACUCAAACUGGCGGAAAUACAGGCAGACUUGGUUGCACAUAAGCAGAAGUGCGUGCAGCAACACAUGGACCACUUGUUCCGUGCACAGGGGCCUUAAAACGUAAAUAAAGUGAUCUUUCUUUAGAUACAUUCGUU